AUGAGUCGCAAGAAAGACGAAAAGGAGAAGGCGCACGCAACUCAUUCGCACUCGGGCCUCCGUGGUUUCAUGGAGUCUUCGAUUGUACCGCACAAAGCUUCCCGGAGAGCAUCUUUACCCUACAAAAACGUCAUGGAUCUUGCCAAGGCCUUAUGCAAAACCUGUCGUCAGCGGCGAGCGAGCUAUGCCGCUGGAGUAAUUAUGGCUUUACCAGGAAUUAUUCAGACUUUCCAGCCGGAUGAGUCCGGUCGCAACAGUCCCGCCUCGACGAAGCAUCGCGAUGACCAACAGUCGUCCUCAUCGACUUCGUCGAUUUACGCGAGCAACACAGCUUCAACAUCACCUCAUCGAGGUGGCACAUGUCCACAUCACUACCAACAAGCCAGCGGCAAGUAUAAAAAGAACUCAUCCAGCCGAUCUUCAUCGGGCAAAACCUCUUCUCAAGUACCGGGUAAUCGACAACGAGCUGAAGCCGCGAGUCCCCCGACGCCGUCGAGCUAUUCGUCAAGUUCACGUUCCUUACCGGAAGGAAGACGACCCUCGUGUCACAGUCGCAACCCAAGCGCGUCUUCAUUGAUGGGGGCCAAUGGAGCGAAUCCCACCAGCUCAGUGCACCCUCUCACGGAUCCGAUUAGCCGCUCCGUAUCGAUGACAUCCGUGAACUCGUGCGAUUUCCCUGAGCACCGACACCUCCAUCAGAAUCAUGCAUGCGGUGCGACAACGAGCAGAGGCCAGCAACAACCGCAACAACAAUCCGCAACCCAAUAGGUUCUGAUUCCUCCUCUGUCCGCCGCAGUGACCGGGCCAGCAUCGGGGGCCGCAGUUGUAGAACGGGAGGAUCUCCUGGCUCUCACCCAUGACGUUCGCAACUUCAAGGACGCUCUCGCAAAACUGCGACACGUAUUCGCCGCCGAGCGGGAUAAGCUGAAUAACACGGAGUUGCUCGUCUCUUCACAUGAAAAACUCGGUGAAGUUCUCAAGAUCCUCCGGGGAAUCUUACAGAAAUAUCCGCCGAUACAGAGCUCAGAGCUCCUUCAGAAUGCCAGCAGUCUGAUACAGAAUGUCAGGAACUACAAUUACGAAGAGAGUGAUCCGAACGUAGACAAUAACUCCCAGAUUAUCUAUGACUCCAUCGAGCAAAUCGCUCUUUCAUUCAGUAAUCGUAGUAGAGAAUACUCAAUGGGAAGCUUUCCACAGAGCUGUGAAAACUUGGCGUCUCCUGAUAGCGAUCAUCACAGAGGAUACGAAUCGGUCACUUUGAGUGCACAGGACGUUGACGCUCGAUUGAUGCGCUUGAACGAAGGAGUCGAAUGCGCUCUGCGGAGAGCGAAAGUUUGGUCCAAAUACGCGAAGGACGUCAUGACCUACGUUGAGAAAAGAGCUCAACUGGAAGCGGAACACGCCCGCAAUCUCUUGAAGCUCGCGCAAACGAUGCGACCCCUGCUUAAAGAGGAGAGCUUCUUGCCAUUUCAAUCGAUAUAUUGUACGGCAAUCGACCAAGACCUGGAUAAUGCAAACAACUGUCUGUCCAACUGUACCCUGCUGCACGACCACAAAUUCGUCGAACCACUUGCGGCGGGUCGCGCGGAGCACGAGAAAAUGCGUAAACAAAUCAAGGAAACUUGGCAACGGGAGCUCAAAAAAAUGCAAGAAGCUGAUACGAACGUUAGGAAAUGUCGUCUUCUGUACGUACAGAAACAGCAUGAGUACGAGAAAGCACGAGAGAGAGCGGCGGACGAAGCAGAGCAGAAGCCGGAAAAACGGAAAAUGGAAGAAGAAAUGUUGGUGAAAUCUCGUGAAGCUGAAGCAGCUUAUAAAGCGAGUGUCGUCGAAGCAAAUGACGCUGUAUCGGGUCUCGACAAGACGAAAGCCGAAGUACUGAAACAAGUACGCGAGUUGAUCGCUCAAUGCGAUCAGACAAUGAAGGCCGUGACGGUCGCCUACUUCCAACUACAGCACUCGGUCACAGCACCGGCACCGGUGCAAUUCCAGACCCUAUGUGAAAGUUCGCGCCUCUACGAGCCGGGAUCGCAAUACACCGAGUUCGUGAAGCGGAUUCCGAUGCCGACCAACAAGCCAGAGAAAGCGAUGUACACAUUCGAGCAAUACCGUUCAGAAGCGGAAAUGGGUAGCGAUGAAAAUCUCGCACGCGCCGGACUCCAAGAACGACGACUCUCCACGGACGAGAAGAUCAAGAGGGCUUUAUGGCCCUCGAGCCAUUCCGACUCACGACCGUCCCAGGCAACCGUACAAACUCGCGCUUCAAAUGCCUAUCAAUCAAUGACUUCGGAUUCAGAUUCUGUGUCUUCGAAUAGAAGUCGAGACGCGAGUCCCACAGCGAGUCCCGCGCAACAUAGUACCAUUGGUUUAGUCCACGCGUCGUCGGGCGAUGAGCUUGAAGUCGAGACGGUUGAAACUGGAAUUGGCGUGAAUCGUAAGAUGUGCCUCUCUCGCGCGGCGGAGACUCAUUCCUUCCGGAAGCUGAAGACCCCAUCACGCUGCCGCGAAUGUGAUUCGUAUGUCUAUUUCCAAGGCAUCGAGUGCAGUGAGUGUGGUUUAUCCUCUCACAAAAAAUGCCUCGAAACUCUGGCCAUCCAAUGUGGCCAUAAAAGACUACCACGCCGAAUGACCACUUUUGGAGUCGAGCUCGUGGAUCAUGCUCAAUUCUCAUUCAACUCAUCUGAAGACAACACAGACGAUGUUCCAUUCAUCGUCAGGAAAUGCGUCAAGGAAAACGACAAGCGGGGCUGCAACAUCCAAGGGAUCUAUCGGGUAUCGGCAGCGAAAUCUAAGGUUGAGAAGUUAUGCCAAUGUUUCGAAAAUGGUGCGGAACUCGUAGAUCUCAGUGACUACCAUCCGAACGUGAUCGCCAACGUGCUCAAGCUCUAUCUCAGACAGCUGCCAGAACCGUUGCUCACCUACAACCUGUAUCCGGAAUUCAUCGCGAUCGCGAAGGAAUUCCCCUCGAACAGGGACGACAGUACGGCGGCGGUUGGCAUCUUGAGAAAGACUGCUAAAAAUCUGCCACGCAUCCAUUAUUCAACGCUGGCGUCCCUAUUGAAGCAUCUACGGAGGGUUGCUUCGAACUCUGAAACGAACAAUAUGCCGGCAAGCAAUUUGGGCAUUGUCUUCGGCCCGACUCUCCUUCGAAUGAGGGAGGGGUCUGCUUCUCUGAGUAAUUUAGUCGACACGGUUCACCAAACAAGAGUCAUCGAGCUUCUCAUCACGUACGUUGAUGAAAUCUUCGACACCGACAUGCGGGAUAAGAGCGUGUCGGAUCUACUGAGCUUCCAUAAGUUGAGUGUGGAUUCGGCCAACGUUCCCCGAUCGAAAUCAGGGUCCUUCCGACGCCGGUCCGACCGAUCAGGAUCUAAGAGAUCCAAUAGCAAACCUUUCAGCAAGGACGAUUCUAAAUUACAUGCAUCGAAUAAAGAAAACUCCAAGGAGAGCGGAGGUCUUCUGAGUGCUACCAGCGCGACGAACAUCACAUCCGGUAUGAGCUCUUCCUCUCAUGCUCUCAACAGCGCUUCGUACGGCGCGGAUAAUUUCCCGAAAUCAUCCGCCGACGCCUCUCAAAGCGCGAAGCCAUUGAGCAACGAAAUCAAAUGCACACUACCACAGAAGCUCAUCGAGAAGAGUCUUCAUGCGACAUUGUCGCUCCCGCCUGAAGUUUCCAACGAGAGAGAUGACCAACCUGUCAUCAGUAGACAGGAGAAGAUGUCCCAGGUGGGCCGUAGUUCACUGAACAUCAAGGAAACGACCGGAAAAGCAGCAUCCAUGGCAGAACUCAGAAGACAGUUCUUCGAGAGUCCCGCUGUCAGUCUCGACACGAAUACAUCGGGCGAAGCGGCGGUGCCCAAAGCUCCAUUGGCCCAGGCGGAAGACGGCGGUGGUGUUGGUGGUAGUGUUUCGUCGUUAUGCUUGUUGUGUGAGUCUCACUCGGCCGUCGAAAUGGCGACGGAACGAAACCACGAGAACUCUACAUUCUCCGCAGAAGGGAUGCAGGCACCAGCUCUCGAUAGCGAGCACCUUGAUUCACCCAGCGGAUUGAGAUCACAUGCGGCACUUCGUGAAAGCCCCUCGCUCCGCAAGCGCUGGUAUAGCGCGGGAGAAGAUUGCACCGAGGCAGUAGCGCGGUUGAGAGAUAGCGAAAAACAAGACACAGGAUCAUCUCCCCCCAGGCCGCUCGGGCCAUUGGAACAGUCAGGUUCUCUACGGGAGUUCGGAUCGGCAGUCGGACCUGACACGGAUCUGAGACAACCACGUUAUGUGUGAGAUAGAUGUUGAAAAAGGUAUCUUCUUCGCGACCCAGGCCGGCUGCUCCGAAAGGUCCGCGGAUUUAGCAAUUCAGAGCUUCGACUAUUGUUCCCUAUCGAGGCGAGCGAGAGAUCAAUCGACAUGUCUGUUGUUCGUUCUGUAGACUAU
This is a messenger RNA of Galendromus occidentalis (western predatory mite), 4425 nucleotides long. RefSeq names its product rho GTPase-activating protein 45. Lineage: Eukaryota; Metazoa; Arthropoda; Arachnida; Mesostigmata; Phytoseiidae. The record is from RefSeq and is a predicted model, not a curated record. Gene Ontology annotation, molecular function: GTPase activator activity. Gene Ontology annotation, biological process: activation of GTPase activity; signal transduction.